Messenger RNA from Centruroides sculpturatus (bark scorpion), 710 nucleotides. RefSeq lists its product as uncharacterized. The record is from RefSeq and is a predicted model, not a curated record. Bases 243 to 710 code for a protein of 155 amino acids. NCBI's taxonomy places the organism in Eukaryota, Metazoa, Arthropoda, Arachnida, Scorpiones, Buthidae. The transcript is spliced from 4 exons.
UAUGGUUUUUUUAAUUUUAAUUUAAAUAGUAUAAAAUUCGAAUUUUGUUACACGAUAUGUGUAGAAGUUAAGUGUGUCAUACCGUUGGCAUCGUGUUAAAUGUAUUUAUUCUUGAUUGUCAUACUGUUGGCACGAGAAUUUGUGUGUGCAAUUGAUGCAAAGUGCACUUACUUGCAUUCAAACUAGAUUAUGUAAAAAAACCAGAAUUCAUCAAACUGUUUGGUAUUUGCAAAAUUUUAAUUAUGCCAGAGAAGCUUUAUUCACCCUCCAAUGACAAUAUUGAGUCUUUGGAUUUACCUGGAACUCUAGCUUUAAUUGCAAAUCAUAGUGAUGAUUUGUCUCACACAAUGAAUGUUAUAAAUGUUGCCAACAAUAAUUCAGAAGAGAUGACAGAUAAACUUUCUGUUUCAGACGUUAUACUUGGCAUAUCUUUAUCUGAAGAACUUAAUAAUAACAAAGUAAAUAGUACUGAUAAUUCAAAUCAAUGGAAAUUAAUUCUUGGUGUAAUUGUAUUAGAAAAAUUAACGUUAAAUGCCGAAGAACUAAGAAGGUUUAUGUGUUCCCAAAUACCUAGUCUACCCGCAAGUUUUCUAUUUCUUACAAAAGAAGGUUGGCCAGUAAUGAAAAAUCAAGAAAGAUUAAUCAAAAUUAUUCAUUUAAUUAAGCCAGAAUGUAGGGAAUAUCAAAAACAGAAAAAGAAAGCUGGCUAA